This is a messenger RNA of Puccinia triticina, 1248 nucleotides long. RefSeq lists its product as uncharacterized. The transcript has 9 exons. Bases 1 to 1248 code for a protein of 415 amino acids. NCBI's taxonomy places the organism in Eukaryota, Fungi, Basidiomycota, Pucciniomycetes, Pucciniales, Pucciniaceae. The record is from RefSeq and is a predicted model, not a curated record.
AUGGCUGAGUCACUUGCGGGACAAGAUAUCGCGGAUUCUGAUGUCCUCAAGACUUUUGUACUGCAGGCCUUAACAAACGCGUCUGAGAAUUCAAACCCUUAUUAUACUGCUGCGCUCCACAUUCACAACCUGAUGGAUCAGCGGGCUCCACUGACUGCUGUCUCUAUCGUCGACGCGACCGGGCCCCUUCCGCCCUGGGUAGUUGCUCUACCUAGUAUUUUCCUCAUCUUAUUCGGUGCUGAUAGCAGAUUCCUGAUCCUUUCAAUCGAGUGGCUCCCAUGCUUUCUAGCAGGAUGGGUGUUUUUAUGGGGACUCGGAUCGGGUGUUUUUGAAGCGGCGUACGGGUUAGGCCUCCCCUUGGUUGUUCACAAAGCCUCAGCUUGGGGCUUCAACUUUGUAGCGUUGAUGUUACCUUUAAUCAUGUCAAUCUCUCAAAUGGUGACGUUUAUCAUAGCCCAAAAAAACCUGGUGGAAGCAAUCAAUGUGGGGAAUUCCGUCCAAGCAGAGCUCGAAAAGGGGGCCCGAUAUUUUGACCCGAAAAAUUUCAAUGCAACUGCUGAUAUCCUACCCAAGUUAAUUCCUAUCCGAAACAUGAUUCCCCAUGAGAUCAAAUUGGCGAACUAUCUUAUAACUGGCCAAAUGAUGUGGAUAGUUUGGGCCGUCGUGCUACUUGUUCUAACUGUUCCCUUAGUGACCCUCCACUUGAAAACCUUGAAGGACACGAUCCAAAAAAUAGCCAGUGAAUGUGAAAUAGAUUUGGAUCCAAGUUCUCUCACGAUAUUUGAGCUUCAAGCCACGCAGGACAAACCUUUUUCUGGACCAAGCCUGUCAACUGUUUCAGCAAAACAACAGAAAUCUGCUGAUCUACUACACCGCUUUCGAAAAGAACGAAGGGCGAACAAGAUUUCCUUGGCUAUCUUUUUGUCUUAUCUUUCGGUUUACUUGAUACUCUGUAUUGCAAACAAAGCAACUAGUAGUAUGAACCAAUCCGACCAUGGAGCUAAAUCAGCUAUAGGACUCUUGAUUGCCGGGAAAGCGACUGCUGCCAUACUGGGACUACUGAUCACUGUGCAGUUCUAUCGAAAGAUCCGGUCUGGCUCCCAGGAAGCGUUGGCUCGAGGUACUGGUAGUGCCUUUGGGGCUGGGAUGCAAUUCCAUAAGGAGGUAGCAAUGAUCAUUGAAGAUGCGGCCUUGCGCAGAGUGGGUGAGACAAAUCAAUCGAAUUAUGUGAAGUAUGAGGAAUGGUAA